AUGGUGGAAGAAGAAAAGCAGUUUAUCUUAGACUCACAUGAAGAAGAAGGCCUAAAACUUAUUGAUUCCGAUGUAGUUAAGACCCUUGACUCAAGCAAAGGUAAUAAAACUUCAGCUCACAAGCUUUGUUUGAAUUUUUAUGCAAAUAUCAUCGGAACUCAAACAACAAAGUUCGAGCUUGAAAUAAUGGAUGAUACAGACAUAUUCUAUCAUUACAUUUUCAAAUUGUCAAUGGAUGAAUAUCCUAAUUAUAUGCAAAAUAACGAUUUAAGCGUUAACGAUUACCAGCGUUUUGUUGAAAUUGUUCGCCAAUACAUCAAAGAGUCUCAAGCAGGAUCAGAAACAUCUAAAAUGAUCGUUAAUCACGAUCCUGAAAGAGAUGUUUUAAUAAUGUCCAUACAACAGAAAAGAAAAUUCAAUUUUGCCGAAGUUAUUCGUUUCGAACUUGUAAAGCCACCAAAAAGCUUCACAAAGAGGUGUGCUCAAGCUCGUUAUAACAUAAUGCGCAAAGAACUCACCAAUGUCUCUAAUACUCUUGAGAAUACACGUGAAAACGUCAAAGCUCGUAGUGUUUCACUCAGACGCAUUCUUGAUGCAAAGAUUGCCAAGGAUAAAGGUAAUAAGUAA
Molecule: messenger RNA, 627 nt
Organism: Trichomonas vaginalis G3
Lineage: Eukaryota; Parabasalia; Trichomonadida; Trichomonadidae
Exons: 1
Coding region: 1-627 (208 amino acids)
Source: RefSeq, a predicted model, not a curated record